AUGGCACCACCUUAUUGGUUUACCUUUGACAAAAGAAAUGGCACUCAACGUUUAAUAGGAUUAUGGAAGCGAUGUUCCCAAUGCAACCGUGUUGUGAAUACAAACACAGUAGUUGUGAAUACAAACACAGUAGAUGUGAAUACAUACACAGUAGAUGUGAUUACAAACACAGUAGAUGUGAUUACAUACACAGUAGAUGUGAUUACAAACACAGAAGAUGUGAAUACAAACACAGAAGAUGUGAAUACAAACACAGUAGAUGUGAAUACAAACACAGUAGAUGUGAAUACAAACACAGUAGUUGUGAAUACAAACACAGUAGAUGUGAAUACAAACACAGUAGAUGUGAAUACAAACACAGUAGAUGUGAUUACAUACACAGUAGAUGUGAUUACAAACACAAAAGAUGUGAAUACAAACACAGUAGAUGUGAAUACAAACACAGUAGAUGUGAAUACAAACACAGUAGAUGUGAUUACAAACACAGUAGAUGCGAAUACAAACACAGUAGAUGUGAAUACAAACACAGUAGAUGUGAUUACAAACACAGUAGAUGCGAAUACAAACACAGUAGAUGUGAAUACAAACACAGUAGAUGUGAUUACAAACACAGUAGAUGUGAUAACAAACACAGUAGAUGUGAAUACAAACACAGUAGAUGUGAUAACAAACACAUUAGAUGUGAUUACAAACACAGUAGAUGCGAAAACAAACACAGUAGAUGUGAUUACAAACACAGUAGAUGUGAUUACAAACACAGUAGAUGUGAUUACAAACACAGUAGAUGUGAAUACAAACACAGUAGAUGUGAUUACAAACACAGUAGAUGUGAAUACAAACACAGUAGAUGUGAAUACAAACACAGUAGAUGUGAAUACAAACACAGUAGAUGUGAUUACAAACACAGUAGAUGUGAUUACAAACACAGUAGAUGUGAUUACAAACACAGUAGAUGUGAUUACAAACACAGUAGAUGUGAAUACAAACACAGUAAAUGUGAUUACAAACACAGUAGAUGUGAUUACAAACACAGUAGAUGUGAUUACAAACACAGUAGAUGUGAUUACAAACACAGUAGAUGCGAAUACAAACACAGUAGAUGUGAUAACAAACACAGUAGAUGUGAAUACAAACGCAGUAGAUGUGAUUACAAACACAGUAGAUGCGAAUACAAACACAGUAGAUGUGAACAAUUAUGUCUCAUGGCAAAACAAUCCAAAAUCAAAUAUUCAAAAAUAA
Molecule: messenger RNA, 1239 nt
Organism: Mytilus trossulus (common blue mussel)
Lineage: Eukaryota; Metazoa; Mollusca; Bivalvia; Mytilida; Mytilidae
Product: autotransporter adhesin SadA-like
Exons: 2
Coding region: 1-1239 (412 amino acids)
Source: RefSeq, a predicted model, not a curated record